Molecule: messenger RNA, 1198 nt
Organism: Diospyros lotus (date-plum)
Lineage: Eukaryota; Viridiplantae; Streptophyta; Magnoliopsida; Ericales; Ebenaceae
Product: cell division control protein 2 homolog
Exons: 9
Coding region: 107-979 (290 amino acids)
Biological process (GO): G1/S transition of mitotic cell cycle; protein phosphorylation; regulation of meiotic cell cycle
Cellular component (GO): nucleus; cyclin-dependent protein kinase holoenzyme complex; cytoplasm
Molecular function (GO): cyclin-dependent protein serine/threonine kinase activity; ATP binding; cyclin binding
Source: RefSeq, a predicted model, not a curated record
GCGGUUUCUCUAAAGCCUCAAAUCCGACCUUCAACUGAAGAGUUUCGCUGUUAGGGCUAAGUUCACUCUUCAACUUCUCAGGUCUUGCAAGAGUCGGCCUGAUAGCAUGGAUGAUAAGUACAUAGGUAUUGAGAAGAUUGCAGAAGGAGGCUAUGGUGUGGUUUACAAAUGUUUUGAUACUGUGAAUGCAAAAAUAGUCGCCGUUAAGAAGAUUAUCGUCCCUGAUGAUCUCAAUGGUACCCCAAGCUGGUUAAUAAGGGAAGUCUCUAUUCUGAAAGAGAUGGAGCAUGAUAACAUUGUCAGGUUGCUGGAUGUCUUGAACAAAGACAACACUGUUUAUCUUGUGUUUGAGUAUCUGGACCUUGAUCUCUUUUCAUUUAUGAUGAGAACAGAGCUACCUAGGAAUUCACAUGUCAUAAAAGACUAUCUGCGCCAGAUUCUUUGUGGUGUAGCUUACUGUCAUGCACAUAAGGUUCUUCACCGAGAUUUAAAACCUCCGAAUUUGCUGAUAGAUAUGCGCACAAACAGAGUGAAGCUGGCAGAUUUUGGAUUUUCUAGAGUAGUUGCCAUUCCCUUGAAGUCAUAUACCAAUUGGGUAGGAACUCCUGGGUACAGAGCUCCAGAACUUUUGCUUGGCUCACGACAAUACUCUUCUGCCGUUGAUAUCUGGUCCGUGGGCUGCAUAUUCGGUGAGAUGGUGCUCUGCGGGUCUCUUUUUACUGGCGAGACCGACUUUAGUCAGCUGCUCUCAAUAUUUAGCAUUUUGGGCACACCAAAUGAAGAAAAUUGGCCAGGAGUGUCCUCUUUAUCAGAAGAGAUUAGUUAUCUACCCAAGGUCAAUCCUAAGGAUCCGGCAAAGGUGUUCCAGGGUCUCGAACCUGCUGGAGUUGAUCUUCUCUCUCAGAAAAUGCUGUGUCUGGAUCCAAGUAAAAGAAUUACUGCUCGUGAUGCGCUCAAGCACGAGUAUCUCAUCACUUAGCCUGUUGUCAAUUUGACAUUCCCCUCAUCCUCGUCUCCCUGUUAUGUUGAUAGACACAAUCACUAGAUUUUCAUCUGAAUAAGCAGGUGGAAAAUUGAUCUACCCCUCCUUGUUUGAACCACCAAAAUCUCUCCUAACUUUGCAGCCAUCAUUCUUUUAGACUGUAAGGUACUUCAUUCAUCACCCAAUUGUCACAGUUGCUGGUACAGUAGUACUUCU